CUUGCAGUUGGGGACCAGUAUUGUUGGGGACAAGACUGACUGUCAUUGCAACUCUUCCAGGUUGAGUCAAUGUUAUUUAUUUGUGAAGACACAGUUCUAGACUGUCAAACAGUUGAGUUUAUUUUGAAAUCCCUAUUGCAAAAUAUUAUUGUAUUGAAGCUAAUAAGUUUUACAAAUAUGGCAACUGCAUAAACUUGGCUGGCGUGUAAUUGAAUAAUAGAGUAUCGAACAUGGUAGAUGUUAUAAGUCAAAUUAACACCGAGGAUGAUGGAAAAUUCGAACCUAGACGUGCAAGCAAUAGUUGUGAUACUGGGGCAUCUACACCAUCUUCCUCAUCUGACUAUGUCACCGGUGAUGCAGAUGACAGUUCUGACGGGAAAUGUACGGUACCCUUUACCCUGAAGUCUGUGGAAACGCAACUCAUCUUACCCAAGGAUGCAACAGAGAUCAUUCUUCGAGAGAAGGUCGAACAAUGCAAGGAGAUGGUAUUAGAAAGCGCGGAGUGCAGCGAGGAACGCAAGUGGCUAGUCAGACGCCUCAUUGAACUUCGCCUUAGAGCUCAAGAGCUAAGAGAAGAAUCAAACGAGAGCUUACUUGAAACUCAGGUUAUCCUUGGUCAUCAUUUAGAGCCUCAAAAAACCCAUGUUGUCCCUUCUGGUCCCAUUUAUUGCGACAAUUGCAGUGCAGCUGUAUGGACAAUGCUACAGUCGUGGUACAUGUGUAGUGAUUGUGGGUUUUGCUGCCACUGGAAAUGCCUGAGUUCUAUAUGUCGAGUCUGUGCACAUGUGGUGGCCAGUGAAGCUGGUGGAUAUACAUACACCAAAGAUAUAUGCCCUGAACGAGGACUUUCAUCACAGUCGUACAGAUGUGCAGAGUGUAAUACAGGAAUAAAGUUUACUGUCUCCAAAGGAUUAUCCUUGUCCUGUUUUGGAAGUCCCUUCAAGUAUACAGAAGCAGCCUGGAUUGAACCCCGACUUUGCGAUUACAGCGGAUUAUAUUACUGUCAGCGCUGCCAUUGGAACACUACUGCAACCAUACCUGCACGAGUUAUCAGAAAUUGGGAUAUGGAACCUCGAAAAGUUUCCCGAGCAGCAGCACAGCUUCUGGAAAUUCUAGAACAGCGUCCUGUUCUGAAUGUAGAACAGCUUAAUCCAAAACUCUUCACCCUCGUUCCAGAUUUGACAUUGGUCAAGAAGCUGCGCGAGGAACUCCAAAUGAUAAAACGUUAUUUAGUAUUCUGCCCCGAUGCUAACAAUCAAGGAUUACCAUGGAGGGCUGGCCUACGUUCGCAUUUAAUAGAAAAUUCCAACAGUUAUGCAAUCAAAGACCUCAUUGAUCUUCAGAAUGGAACCCUUGUGGAAGAAAUUCGCGGCGCCUACGACGCUAUGCGUACACACAUCACAGAGAAUUGUGAGCUGUGCAGAGCGAGGGGCCAUUUAUGCGAAUUAUGCGGCAAUGACGAGGUAAUAUUUCCCUGGGAUGCUGGAUCAAUCUCUUGUCGAGAAUGUUCAACACUCUACCAUCGUGCUUGUUGGUCCAAACGGAAUCACUGCUGUCCGAAAUGUUAUCGAAUACAAAAGAGACUCGCCCAAAUCAACUCAGAGACGGAUAAUAACCUCAUGCCUUCUACUAGAACCGAGGAUUCAGAAAUGCAUGUAGACAGUAAUACUGCCCCAAAUAAUUGAAGUAUGUGCUGAGCGUGAACACUUAUGAUACCGAGAAUCAAUGUCAAAGGAGGGGCAAGCACGAGUCCUGCAUUUUUGUAAGCGUCACCAAGGGCGAACAUUCCCGCGCCAACAUUUCCUUUGAAAAGAUGCAUGAGAGUCCCAAUGUACCUGCAGUAAAUAUUCGUCACAUUUUAGUGUACGUAUAUUUCAAUUUUCAAUUUUUUUAAUACUUACGAUGUCGGAUGGCUGACGGUCAUACCGUGAGCACCUCCACCUCCACUUUUUGGUGGGUCUCCUUUUUCGACCGAAACUGCCAUAAUAAGAUCCUUAGACUGGAAAGCGCCGUAGCCAUCGCCAUUACUGUGUAUUCAUAAUAAUUGCGUUACUUGGAUCAUUGCAUUUUUGCGAGUAGGCAUUUAAAAUUUUAUGCAACAUACCCGACUGGCGAAGUAGCUUCUUUGAACGCGGUUUCAUCUCCGUACCCUCCAAAUCGAGCCGAAGGACUCUUUGGGGGUCCGCGUUUUGGAUUUGCAUGAAGUUCCAUAAUCUGAAAAGAUCGUACGAUAGUAAGGGCAUAUUAGGGGAAAUGCAUAUGAAAGGUUCACCAUUUUGAGUGAACCUUUCAUACAUAAUUACUUUUUCAUAUUGCGGUACGUAUAAUCGAAUAAAAUUGAUAAUCAUAAAUAUAUCAACCGCGCACCGUAUUGAUGCAAUUCAUCAAUCACGCUGUUUAUGUUAAAAAAAUAA
Molecule: messenger RNA, 2414 nt
Organism: Athalia rosae (coleseed sawfly)
Lineage: Eukaryota; Metazoa; Arthropoda; Insecta; Hymenoptera; Athaliidae
Gene: DEF8
Product: differentially expressed in FDCP 8 homolog
Exons: 8
Coding region: 231-1685 (484 amino acids)
Source: RefSeq, a predicted model, not a curated record